AUGGAGGAAAUAAAUUUAUUGGAAAAUUCGGAUCUUCAAACAAAAGAAUUCAGUGAUGAUUUCCAAAAUGAAGGAGUUUGUAAGUUUUUAUUUAAACCUGAUCACUAUGCCCUUUUUUGCAAGUUAAAGGAGCUUGUAGACAAUGAGUCUUCUGAUCUUGAUUACAUAGACAUUUCAACACAAGUCAUAGAUUUAAACCCACAACAUUAUACAGCAUGGUAUUUUAGAAGGAAAAUCAUUCGUGUAAAUUAUUUUGAAAAUGAGACUGAAAAUAAAAUGGAGUUUCUUAGAGAGGAAUUAAGAUUCGUUAGAGGUAUUUGUGAAAGGACUCCAAAAUGCUACCAGUCAUGGUGGCAUAUGAGAAUAAUUAGAGAAUGGCUUGGAUUUGAUAUUGAGGAAUUGAAGUUCAUAAAUAAACAAUUAAAAAGUGACGCAAAAAAUAUGUAUGUUUGGAAUCAUAGGACUUGGUUUAUUAGAAAAUAUAAUUCCAUUGAUAGUGAUUUAUUUCUUAAAGAGUUGGAUUUUGUCUCAAAAAUAAUAACGGAAGAUUGCAGAAAUAAUAGUGCUUGGUGUUACAGAAAUUUUAUUUUCACCAAUUUGAAGAAGAUGAAUAGAUUAAAAGAGUCAGAUUUUCUCGAGGAAGUUGAUUACAUAGUUAAUUGGCUAAUAUUUGCCCCACAUAAUGAUUCAAUAUGGAAUUACAUUAUUUCAUUCUUUAGCAAGAUAAUGGUUAAUGAGAAUUUUAACAAGGAAACUUUAAUUAAAAAUUUGAGUUUUGAGCAAGUACCAAAGAAUUUCAAAGACGCAAUUGAAGAAAUUUACGUUAAUCAUUACGACAGUUGUUACCAGGUAGUAUAUAUUAAGGCUUGUAUGGCAUAUGAAGAAGGUGAUAAAGAUUUUGUUUUGAAAGCUUUUCAACUUUUACAGGGUGUAGACCCAAUUAGAAGAUUUUACUGGAAGUGGAGGGCUAAGAAUUUAAAAAUUUGA
Molecule: messenger RNA, 987 nt
Organism: Cryptosporidium ubiquitum
Lineage: Eukaryota; Apicomplexa; Conoidasida; Eucoccidiorida; Cryptosporidiidae
Product: farnesyltransferase
Exons: 1
Coding region: 1-987 (328 amino acids)
Biological process (GO): protein geranylgeranylation; protein farnesylation
Cellular component (GO): CAAX-protein geranylgeranyltransferase complex; protein farnesyltransferase complex; cytoplasm
Molecular function (GO): protein farnesyltransferase activity; GTP binding; CAAX-protein geranylgeranyltransferase activity
Source: RefSeq, a predicted model, not a curated record